This is a messenger RNA of Periconia digitata, 1433 nucleotides long. The record is from the annotation of a GenBank genome assembly. NCBI's taxonomy places the organism in Eukaryota, Fungi, Ascomycota, Dothideomycetes, Pleosporales, Periconiaceae.
UUCCAUUAUCUCGUUCCGAUGCACGAGUAUCAGAAGCCACGGAUCUAGCGUUGCGUUGGCAGCAAUGCCUCGACCGUUGAAUACCUGGGCUUCGAGACAUGUAUAUCAGCCUCCACGCCUCCCGUGGGGUGUCGUCGCCCAACUAGCUACCUCAACCACUUUUUUCCCCCUUUCCACCUUCCUUUCCUAUUCUUGGCCCGAUCCGUUGAUUCAUUUCCAUCCCGCUUUCAAGGGCAAACCGUUUCGCAAUGGCUCCCACAGCACUGGCCGAUAUCUACCCAACCCCGGCGCGGCACUAUCACAAAAACAACACUGUUGUAGCUUCUGUCCUGCAUGGACCUAGAGACUUGCGGCUCGAAACUCGAACCAUCACGGAUCCCGGACCCCUUGAACUUCAGAUCGCUAUCAAAGCCACUGGCGUAUGUGGAAGUGAUGUGUCCUACUACAACAAGUUCCGCAACGGUGAUCUCCAGGCCGUGCAGCCGCUAUCUCUAGGCCACGAGUCUGCUGGGAUUGUCGUUGCCGUGGGCGAUGCUGUGACAGGCUUUCAGAUUGGCGAGCGCGUUGCACUAGAGGUCGGUGUGCCGUGCGACAACUGUAGGUCAUGUCAGCGUGGCCGAUACAACCUCUGUCCUGGUAUGCGGUUCCGAAGUAGCGCCAAGUCUGUACCUCAUUUCCAGGGAACACUCCAGGAUCGCAUCAACCAUCCCGCUAAAUGGUGCCACAAGAUUCCCUCCCAUGUCUCCAUGGAAUCGGCAGCGCUUCUAGAGCCUCUAAGUGUUGCUAUUCAUGCAACUCGGAGAGCCACAGUAGAGCAGGGCGAUACGGCCAUUGUUUUCGGCGCCGGUACUGUUGGCCUGUUGACAGCAGCAAUGGCGAAGAUGUCUGGCGCUACAACUGUAGUGAUUGCCGACAUUGAUCACGGACGUGUGAAUUACGCGUUAACCAACGGCUUUGCCCACAAGGGGUACAUUGUAACACAAAGACGGCAUUUGACCGAGACCGCCGAAAAGUUCAAGGCCGCGAAGGAGAUUGCUGAUGAUGUAAUGCAAAUCGCGUCACUGAAUGAAUCUGGCUUCGAAGGCGCUGAUUUGACGUUCGAUUGCACGGGAAAGGAGAUCUGCAUGCAAGCAGGCCUAUAUGCAACGAGACCGGGAGGCAAGCUGAUCAUGGUGGGAAUGGGCACACCAGUGCAAACACUCCCCAUGUCCGCAUCCCACCUCAAGGAAGUCGAUAUCAUUGGAAUCUUCCGCUACGCCAACACCUAUCCGACUGGUAUCAAGAUCAUUUCCUCCGGGUGCUUGCCGAGUCUCGAUAAUAUGAUCACCCAUCGAUUCAAAGGCCUAGGGGCUGCGAAAGACGCCUUUGAUUUGGCUGGAAAGACUCUGGACAAGGAUGGCAACCUCGUCUUGAAAGUCCUAGUGGAAGCUUAA